AUGUUGACUGUUGGACGGUGCGGCAGGCAGGCAGAUAUCAAUUCUCAGGCAGUUGCAUGUCUGUUAGGUACAGCAGAAACCAGCCCAGAUGUUGUGCAGCUGCUGAGGGGCCACAUAUUGUUUCAGGAUCUGGGAAAUGCAGGGCUACAUCUUAUUCCACCUGCGGUCCUGCGUCUCCAGUACUUGGAGGAGCUACACCUGGAGGGGAACCAGAUUGAGGAGAUCCCAGCUGAGAUUGGUUCACUACGAAGACUCAGGGUUUUGUACCUGAACAACAACAGGCUGAGCAGGAUCUGUGAUCAGCUUGUGGAGUGCCGGAACCUCCAGAGUCUGGAUCUGAGUGACAAUCCGCUGGCUUGUGGAAUCCCCACACAGACACUGUGCCGUCUCCAGGCAUUGCAGGAACUACGACUGUCCAAUCUGAAUUUAGUGCAGCUUCCAGCCCAGAUCUGUAAGAAACUGCAUCACCUCCAGUUGCUCGGAUUAUCAGGGAACAAUCUGACGACCUUACCCUGUGAGAUCCGGAACCUGACCCAACUGCAACAACUUCACUUGAAGAGCAACAAGUUGCAUGGUUUGCCACCAGGACUUUGCCAACUGCUGAAACUGGAAGUUUUGAAUUUGAGACAGAAUUUAUUGAAUUGUCUUCCUGAUGAUAUUGGUUCUCUGAAAAACUUAAAGCAUUUAUAUUUGAGCCACAACAAGCUCACGACCAUGCCGGAAUCCCUUGUCAAAUGUCUCAGUAUGUGUGUAUUAGAUAUUAGUGGAAAUAGACUACAUGCCAACGUCAAAGCAUUGCCAGCCAGUCUGACUGAAUUAGCUGUCUCUGAUAAUCAGCUCCACAUACUUCCAAAAGCUAUCUGCAAUUUGGCUGACUCCUUACAGCUUCUGUAUCUGAAAAACACACAGUUAAAGAAAUUAAGCUAUUGUUUCUCCAAUUUGACAGAAAUUCGCUUCUUGGAUCUCAGUCAAAAUCCCCUUAGGUACUUUCCAAAGCAAAUAUGUGACCUGUCUCAAUUGGAGAUGCUCUCGCUGGAUGACAGUAAAUUAAAAGAGGUGGCUGCCGAAAUAAAGAACUUAACUAAGCUGAAGGUUCUUGGUCUGACUGGAAACAGGUUCCGGACUUUUCCACAGGAGAUCUGCUGCAUUGAUUCUCUGGAGAAAUUGUACUUGGGGCAAGAUCAUGGGAUGAAAUUAAUCCAUGUGCCUGAGGAGAUCACCCACCUUGUGAAACUGAAAGAAUUGUAUCUUGAGAACAAUGAAAUUGAGUUUUUGCCAUCAACGAUUGGGCUGCUCCAGAACUUGACUGUACUUGACUGUCAUGAAAACCGUCUGUUGGAGAUUCCUGACUCAAUAUCAGAUAUUCAAGGAUUACGGAAGCUUCUACUGAACUGUAAUCGCAUAUCUCAUCUCCCAGCGAAUUUAGAUCAUUUGCAAAAUCUGGAAAUUCUAUCCCUGGAGAGAAACCCAUUGGAGAAGCCUUUGGAUGAAAUUUGCUUGCACGGAGUUUCUGCCAUAUUCCAAUACCUACAGACAAAGAGGAUCCAAAAGAUCAGUGCAACCAAGAUCCAGGCCUGGUGGCGUGGAUUAAUGGUGCGGAAGGAACUGGGUCCUUUUCAGAAUUUGUUUCCAAAUAAGAACAAAAAAGGGAAAAAGAACAAGAAAAAUAAUAUAAAGAAAGGAAAAAAAAAGUAA
Messenger RNA from Mobula hypostoma (lesser devil ray), 1695 nucleotides. Its product is annotated as leucine-rich repeat and IQ domain-containing protein 4-like. The transcript has 5 exons. The record is from RefSeq and is a predicted model, not a curated record. The coding region runs from base 1 to 1695 and encodes 564 amino acids. Gene Ontology annotation, molecular function: protein binding. NCBI's taxonomy places the organism in Eukaryota, Metazoa, Chordata, Chondrichthyes, Myliobatiformes, Myliobatidae.